Molecule: messenger RNA, 990 nt
Organism: Miscanthus lutarioriparius
Lineage: Eukaryota; Viridiplantae; Streptophyta; Magnoliopsida; Poales; Poaceae
Source: the annotation of a GenBank genome assembly
AUGGAAUCCAAGCUCACCCAGGAUGUCGGCCCGCUAGCGGCGGCGGCCUCGUCUUUCCCGAUGCUCGUGUACGACUACGAGCACGGCAACCCGCCGGAGAUUUCCCAGACCGUCCUCUCGGUCUCCGACGGCUCCAUGCGCACGAUCCGAGUUCCCGAGAUGUGCGACUACACGUGUCUGGAGACUCAGCAAGGCCUAAUGCUCAUGGUGGACACCGCCUCAGGAUCCUGCUGGCUCUGGAACCCGCAGACCGGGGAGAAGACGGCGCUGCCCUCCAUGAACGGCGAGCUGCCGUACCAGUGCCGGUGCCUAAUCUCUGACACCACAAGUUCUCCUCCAGACUCGGUCUCGGACGACGUCGAUCCUCCGGACUCCCUCGUGCUCGUCUACGACCUCACGCGCCCGGAGCUUCUGUUCUGCCGAAUCAGAAGGCGGCGCCGGGGGGCGUUCUACUACUCCGAGUCCAGAGACGUGAUCGGCGCUCUCUUCAGCUUCGCCGACGAUCCGGAGCCGCGUCUGGAGCUCGUCACCUUUGAUGCUCCGCUGCCCACUCUCGCCGUGGACGCGCCGCAGCUGAAAGCGACGAAGAGCUACCUGCUGGAAUCCUCGAGAGAGCUCUUCCUCGUCUGCCUCUUCUACAUCAGCAGCAGCAUCGAGCGCAUCGAAGAGGUCGGCGCCUACGUGAUGGAUUUCUCGAAGAAGGAAUGGUGCAAGGUGACCGACAUUGGCGACGCGGCGUUUCUUCUUGGUCCCGGUCCCGGAUGCUUCGCGGCCUCGUGCUCUGCGGCGGAGCAUGGCCUAAAGAGCGGGUGUGUCUACCUUGCUGACGACAACAACGAUCUCCACAUCUUUGAUCUCAAGCAAGGCACUCGUGAGCUCGUUAGACCAACUCAGGACAUACCUUCUCUCUCGCGCGUGCCAUUUUGGCUGGUGCCUGGUGCCCGUCCUCCCGCAGAGCCAGAGCUCUUUCAAGUAUCGUACCGUGAUUAA